Molecule: messenger RNA, 447 nt
Organism: Pestalotiopsis fici W106-1
Lineage: Eukaryota; Fungi; Ascomycota; Sordariomycetes; Amphisphaeriales; Sporocadaceae
Exons: 2
Coding region: 1-447 (148 amino acids)
Biological process (GO): nuclear-transcribed mRNA catabolic process; mRNA splicing, via spliceosome
Cellular component (GO): U2-type prespliceosome; U12-type spliceosomal complex; spliceosomal tri-snRNP complex
Molecular function (GO): RNA binding
Source: RefSeq, a predicted model, not a curated record
AUGGCCGACAGACCCCACCAGCGCGGCGGCCGCGGAGGCGGAGGAGGAGAGCGUGGCCACCGGGGAGGAGGCCGUGGCGGGCGCGGAGGACGCGGCGGAGGCCAUCACCACGGGGACAAGGACGGUCAUCACUCUCACUCCCACGACAACAAGCAGGGCGAGCGCCCCAAGAAGGAAAACAUCCUCGACCUCGGCAAGUACAUGGACAAGCGCAUCACAGUCAAGUUUAAUGGCGGCCGCGAAUGCACCGGUACCCUCAAGGGCUACGAUGCGCUCAUGAAUCUGGUCCUGGACGAGGUGCAGGAGGUUGUCAGAGACGACGAGGGUAACGAGAGCACGAGACCGCUGGGACUUGUCGUCGCACGAGGAACGCUGCUUGUCGUCAUCAGCCCAGUGGACGGCAGCGAGGAGAUCCAGAACCCCUUCGCCGAAGUGUCUGAGGAUUAA